AUGUCGGACUCUACCGCCGUCGUCGAAAAGGGCCAUGAUGAUUCCUCUAAACUCAAGACGUUUCUUUCUAUUCUGCGCAAAUUUGUCGGAGUUGCAGACAUUGCGUCUGUACGAUUCUCUCUCCCUGCACAGCUUCUGGAGCCUACGCCGAAUUUAGAGUACUGGAAUUAUUUGGAUCGACCAGAGACUUUUGCAAGUAUUGGUACAUCUGAUGACGAUCUCGGCCGUAUGUUGGAGGUUUUGCGAUUCUGGUUCACAAAAGAUCUGAAAUAUAUCAAGGGCAAGCCAUGCAAGCCGUAUAACUCGACGCUGGGAGAGUUUUUCAGGGCUUAUUGGGAAGUCGAUAAUACAGCAGCUCCAGUUCUGCCUUCAUCCAAACCCACAAAUGGCGCGGUCUCAACGACUGACGGUUCCGCCAAAGUCUGCUUCCUGACUGAACAAACGUCUCAUCAUCCUCCAGUUUCAGCUUUCUACAUCGAUUGCCCCCAGCGGGGCGUCUCCGCGCGUGGGUUUGACCAGAUCAGCGCCAAGUUCACAGGAACUAGCAUUCGCGUUGGUCCCGGUCAGCACAAUCUCGGUAUCUUCGUGAACUUGGCGAACCGCGAUAAUGAAGAAUAUCAGCUCACACAUCCCGCCGCUCAUCUAAGCGGACUUUUGCGUGGCUCCCUCUACAUCUCCGUGGCAGAUAGCUGCUAUAUCACAUGCCCUAAGACUCGGAUAAAAGUCAUUCUGCAAUAUCUAGAAGACGGCUGGGUGUCAAAGGCGCAUAGCCGCGUCGAAGGAGUCAUUUUCCGCUACGACCCAGACAACGAUACCAAAAUGAAAGUAAAAGACGUCCCAUCCAACGAUGUGCUGGCCCGUAUCAAUGGCUGUUGGCGUGAACAAAUCUAUUAUACUCUUACCGCUGCAGCAACCUCUGGCAGUGGCUCCUCUAUUUCAUCCCGCUCUUCUACUACUUCUGAAUUCAACAAACCCCAACUCUUGAUUGAUCUCGUCCCUCUAACUAUCGUCCCGAAAUCCGUACCCCCCGAAGAGAUACAACUUUCAAACGAAUCCCGCAAAUUCUGGUCCGGCGUCACAUCUUCCAUCUUAUCCAAACAAUUCGGCCAAGCCACAAAACUGAAACAAGAAAUCGAAGAGCGUCAACGAGCCAAAGCUGCGGAGCGAGAAGCGAAAUCGGAAAAAUGGAAACCCAGAUUCUUUACCGAUGCCGUUACGCCUUUGGGAAGACCGGAUUUGACGGAUGAUGGACGGCAGGCGUUGGAGAAGAUGUUCAAGGGCGAUUUUAAGUUGGAAGAAAGUACUAUUACGGGUGCUUAG
This is a messenger RNA of Talaromyces marneffei, 1320 nucleotides long. RefSeq lists its product as uncharacterized. Gene Ontology annotation, cellular component: intracellular membrane-bounded organelle; membrane; cytosol. Bases 1 to 1320 code for a protein of 439 amino acids. The record is from RefSeq and is a predicted model, not a curated record. The transcript is spliced from 6 exons. Gene Ontology annotation, biological process: piecemeal microautophagy of the nucleus; endocytosis; maintenance of cell polarity. Lineage: Eukaryota; Fungi; Ascomycota; Eurotiomycetes; Eurotiales; Trichocomaceae. Gene Ontology annotation, molecular function: sterol binding.